Messenger RNA from Drosophila nasuta, 2847 nucleotides. RefSeq lists its product as uncharacterized. NCBI's taxonomy places the organism in Eukaryota, Metazoa, Arthropoda, Insecta, Diptera, Drosophilidae. The record is from RefSeq and is a predicted model, not a curated record. Gene Ontology annotation, molecular function: nucleic acid binding. Bases 1 to 2847 code for a protein of 948 amino acids. The transcript is spliced from 5 exons.
AUGCGGCGCUUAGCACCAGCCACGGGCUGCGAGGCAGUUAUUCGAUCGUUGUUUCUGGCGGAGCUUCCAAACUCGAUCCGACCGCUCAUUUCGGUAUGGGACGAGAACAACCUUGACAAAUUGGCGGAGAUUGCAGAUAAAAUGCUUGAAGCUAGCGAGCCAGGUUCUGCAUUUGUUGAGUCAACGGCACUAACAGAGCAGCAGCACCAAGUUGAUGCUCUGAGCGGCAAGCAAACCGGCAUGUCAGAAGUAACAUCGGCAUUACGAGCGCUCACUACAAAGUCGACAAGCUUCAGGGCGAGCUACGCCAAUCAAAACAUGCCCAAUCGUCACGGCAUCCACAUGAUAGCUCUAAUGAUGUCGGUUCGAAACUAUGUUUCUACCACACUAGAUUCGCUGGUAAACGGUAGCGCAGUAACCACCAGCAGCCACAAAGCUCCAAACAUUCAACAAAUUGGCCUGGACCGGCGUCUACACAUCAAAGAUCGCUUGUCAAACCAAUCAUUCCUUAUUGAUUCCGGAUCAGUGGUGUCAGUGAUUCCACGCAGCAUGGCACCGCACACACGCAUCAACGGCAGACUUUAUCUGUAUGCCGCCAACCAAUCUACAAUCAAAACCUAUGGAAAUUGUACUCUUCAGCUCGACCUGGCCCUGCAUCGCUCGUUCACAUGGCCAUUCAUCAUCGCUGAUGUACAAACACCUAUAAUCGGCGCAGACUUCCUUGCCGCACAUCAUCUCCUCGUCGACGUCAGUGAACAACGAUUGCUUGACAACUCAAAGUCAACUCCUCACCAUGGCACCACUGACCCGUCACACGACUCUGGAUCUCUGGAACUCAAGUCCUCGAAUAUGUCAGCUGAUGUGCAAAAGAUCGACAAAAUGGUUUGUCUCGAGCGAGUCCAUGCACACAACGUUUGUCACUUCAUUAAAACAAGCGGCGCACCUGUAGCUGAGCGACCUAGACGAUUAUCUGGCGAGAAACUUGCUUCUGCCAAAUCGCAAGUCAAUACGCUCAUUGAUAAGGGAAUUUGCCGUUACUCCAAAAGCCCAUGGGCCAGUCCCUUGCACAUGGUGGCUAAAAAGGAUGGAUCUUGGCGCGCCUGUGGCGAUUACCGCAAGCUGAAUGGAAUUACGGUUCCAGACCGUUAUCCGAUUCCACACAUUCAGGAUUUUGCUGAUCGCCUUCACAAUAAGAAAAUUUUCACAACGCUAGAUCUCGAAAAGGCUUAUUACCAAAUUCCCAUGGCGCAGGAGGACAUAGAGAAGACGGCUAUUUGCACUCCAUUUGGCUUGAUUGAAUUUGUUUUUAUGCCAUUUGGACUAAAAAAUGCAACGCAAACGUUCCAGCGGUUCAUUGACCAGAUCUUCCGUGAAAUUGAUUACGUGUUUUGUUAUGUUGAUGACAUUCUCAUCAUGUCGAGCUCGGAAGAGCAGCAUAAGCAACACGUGCAAAAUGUUCUUAACAUUCUUAAGAAACACGGAUUGGUCAUCAACCGAGACAAAUGCAAUUUUGCUCAGGCAGAGGUACAGUUCCUUGGCUAUGUGGUCAGCAGCAAAGGCAUAAAACCACCACAGGACCGAAUAAGCGCGAUGUUGAACUUCCCACAGCCACAAACAAUCUGUGAAUUGGGCCGAUUCCUGGGAAUUUUGAAUUAUUAUCGACGCUGCAUCCCUCACGCCUCGCGAAUACAGGCUCCCCUCAACGACUUAACACGCAACAUGAAAAAGAAUGAUAGGCGUCCCAUUGAUUGGAAUCCUGAAACUAUAAACACUUUUCUGGAAUGCAAAAAAAGCUUGGCAAACGCAACCACGCUCGUCUACCCCAAUCCACGCGCUGAUCUCUGCCUGCUCAAUAGUACAGAACGCAACUACAGCACCUACGACCGCGAAUUGUUGGCAAUCUACGAGGCGAUAAAACAUUUCAAGCAUGUGUUGGAAGCAAGACGACCGGAGAAGGCGUCACCUCGCCAAUUGCGACAUCUUAGUUUCAUUUCCCAAUUUUCAACCUCAAUUUGUCAUUUGAGUGGCGACGAAAACGUGGUUGCAGAUGCAUUAUCGCGUUUAAACGCAAUAUCCAUGCCGUCAUCACUCGACGCCAAAAGCAUUCAAGAGGCGCAAGCAUCAGACGGCGAGUUAUCUGCACUUCUAAAUGGAACAACUUCGCUGCACCUGCAACCUGUGGAGCUCACCAAAGAAGUCUUUGUGUACUGCGAUGUUUCGACCGGAUCCGUUCGUCCAUACAUUCCUCAGUCAUUGCGACACCGCAUUUUCUCCCAAUCAAAUGGUAUGAUCGAGCGCUGGCAUAGGUCCUUGAAGGCUGCGUUGAUGUGCGACUCCGAGACACCGUGGUUAAAAGUGCUUCCUACCGCCCUCCUUGGCCUCCGUACUUGCAUCAAGGAGGACUUACAAGCUUCGGCUGCUGAGAUGCUUUAUGGAUGCACACUUCAUCUGCCUAACGAUUAUUUCGCAGAUUUAAAUUCGCCGCCAAGACCAGCUGAGUUUGUCAGUGAAUUUCGAACCAGCAUGCAAGCGCUAAGGCCCAUCUCGGCAGCACACCACAGCAAGCCAAAACUAUUCAUUCACAAGCAUAUCCACGAAUGUUCCCAUGUGUUUGUGAGAACCGAUGCCGUGAAGCAACCGCUGCAACCACCAUACUCUGGGCCAUACCAAGUGAUCGACAAGCUUUCAGAUCGAGUUUUUGUUAUUCGAAUGAAUGGGAAGGACACAUCUAUUUCAGUGGACAGACUGAAACCAGCAUACUUAGAGAGCAACGACCCUAGCAACGAGACGGAGGAUUCCUUAACCACAAAAACUCGGUGCACAAAAACUUAUGAAAGACGUGUCUAG